Plasmodium yoelii is the source of this 522-nucleotide messenger RNA. Its product is annotated as conserved Plasmodium protein, unknown function. The transcript has a single exon. NCBI's taxonomy places the organism in Eukaryota, Apicomplexa, Aconoidasida, Haemosporida, Plasmodiidae. The coding region runs from base 1 to 522 and encodes 173 amino acids. The record is from RefSeq and is a predicted model, not a curated record.
AUGAAGAAAUAUAUUAUAAAUUUUCAAAAUCCAAAUUUAGUUAAUAUGGAGUUUAACACAUUAAAUAAAGAUUCAUGUUUUGAGUAUAAUAAUUCACAGUGUCAUGACAACAUCAAAAACAAUAAAAAAAAUGAAAUGAAUUAUCUUAAUAACCAUUUUAAAAAUGAAAAAUAUUAUGUAUAUUAUGAUAAAUUUUUGAGAACAAUUAAAAUUCUAAACAUGGAAAAAAAAAAUCAAAAUUUUUGUAAAAGUUACGAAAUUUUACAAGCUCAUAAAAAUGAAUUAGAACAAAUCAUAAGAAAAACAUUUGACAAAAAUACUAUUAAUGAUUAUUUAAAAAAAUUAAAUAAAAACGAACAAAAAAUCACAAAUUUUAUUAAAUAUUUUGAGGAAAUUAUUACAAAAAAAAACAAAAAAAAAUAUGCAAAACAAAUAAAUACUCAAAUAUCUAUUCUUUUAAAAAUACUACCUCAAAUUGUACACCUAUUAAAAGAUGCUCCGAUUUUGGAAAAAAUUAAUUAA